CUGUCCGCCUGCCUGCUACCGGCCUGCCGCAGGCCUACAGUGCCGUCGGCGCAGGCCUGCGCCGGCGCCCCCAGAGGCCAGAGGCCCAGACCCCAGUGGAGGAAGCGCCUGCCCCAGAUCCCAAAGUUCUAAUCCUAGGUCCGCCACCGGCAGCAGCGAUGGCGUCGUCGUCUUCGCGCCCUCUGCUCCACCGCCUAGCGGCGCUGGCAGGCGGCCGUGUCCGCGCCAACCACCGCCUGCUCUCCUCCUCCCCCUCGGCUGUCUCUGCCGAGCGGACGUUGCAGUCGCCAGCGGAGCCGGAGGCCGUGCGCAUGACGGAGGAUUGCGUCCGGAGAAUAAAAGAAUUACAUGCUAAAGAGCCAUCCGCUGAAGGUAAGAUGCUGCGGUUAAGCGUUGAGGCUGGUGGAUGUUCUGGAUUCCAGUAUUCUUUCUCUCUCGAUGACAAGAAAAACUCAGAUGACAGGGUCUUUGAGACUGAUGGUGUUAAAUUGGUUGUGGAUGGCAUUUCAUAUGACUUUGUGAAAGGUGCCACUAUAGAUUACGAGGAGGAACUUAUACGUUCAGCAUUUGUGGUCUCUACAAAUCCAAGUGCUGUUGGGGGCUGCAGCUGCAAGAGUUCUUUCAUGGUCAAAUAGCUGCAACUUUAUUAGCUUGAAGACCGGAAAUAGCAUUUUGUAGCGAAAUAUACCUUUUAGAUACUGGGGGUACUUCGAUUUUUGGUAGUUCUGAAGAUGUUUCAUUAUGGGUUUUUGUUACUGUUAGAGAUAUCACAAACAGCCUGGUCCUAUUUGUAUGGCUCUACCUUGAUGACAAAUUUAUGUAUAUGUAAUCAUCUGAGUUUUUACGGUAUUUUUGUAUUGCUUUAUAACAAAAUGCUAAAUAAGAUGAACAGUCACUUGUUUUUGUACUGAUAUGACUGAAUAUAUUUGAGAACUUUUGAUUAUCGA
This is a messenger RNA of Panicum virgatum (switchgrass), 947 nucleotides long. RefSeq names its product iron-sulfur assembly protein IscA-like 2, mitochondrial. Gene Ontology annotation, biological process: iron-sulfur cluster assembly. The transcript has 5 exons. Gene Ontology annotation, cellular component: mitochondrion. The coding region runs from base 159 to 635 and encodes 158 amino acids. Gene Ontology annotation, molecular function: 4 iron, 4 sulfur cluster binding; iron ion binding; 2 iron, 2 sulfur cluster binding. NCBI's taxonomy places the organism in Eukaryota, Viridiplantae, Streptophyta, Magnoliopsida, Poales, Poaceae. The record is from RefSeq and is a predicted model, not a curated record.